Molecule: messenger RNA, 4631 nt
Organism: Callorhinchus milii (elephant shark)
Lineage: Eukaryota; Metazoa; Chordata; Chondrichthyes; Chimaeriformes; Callorhinchidae
Gene: pitrm1
Product: pitrilysin metallopeptidase 1
Exons: 27
Coding region: 148-3264 (1038 amino acids)
Biological process (GO): protein processing
Cellular component (GO): mitochondrial matrix
Molecular function (GO): metal ion binding
Source: RefSeq, a predicted model, not a curated record
CAUGAACCAAUGGGUUUGGGGAAUUCAGCUGAGUGCAGAGGGCGCGUGAGGAGCGGCCGUUAGACCCUGAGAUACUGAGAGAGAGAGACAAAUAGCAGAGGGCGAGUACACGGGGAGAGGAGAGCGGGAGUUAGCAAAACUGGAGAGAUGUUGGCAGUGGUUCGACGACUUACAGCGUUUGUGAGUUAUAUACAUCAGCGAUCAUGGCGGUGGAACAGCAGAUCUGCCACAGAGAGAGCACUCCAGUACAAAGUUGGGGAGAAAAUUCAUGGGUUCACUAUAAACCAGGUGACAGCUGUUCCUGAUCUCUUUCUAACUGCAAUUAAGCUUAGCCAUGACAGCACAGGAGCAAAGUAUCUGCAUGUCGCAAGGGAUGACCCGAACAAUCUUUUCAGCGUUCAGCUUCGCACUACACCAUUGGACAGUACUGGUGUGCCUCAUAUAUUAGAACAUGUGGUACUUUGUGGUUCUGAAAAGUAUCCGUGCAGAGACCCAUUCUUUAAAAUGUUGAAUCGAUCACUCUCAACUUUUAUGAAUGCCUUCACAGCUAGUGACUACACAAUGUACCCAUUUUCCACACAAAAUUCCAAAGAUUUUCAGAAUCUUCUCUCUGUUUACUUGGAUGCUGUCUUCUUUCCAUGUCUCAGAGAGUUGGACUUUUGCCAGGAAGGAUGGAGACUAGAGCAUGAAAACCCUCAUGAUCCAAGUUCACCUCUUGUUUUUAAAGGAGUUGUGUUCAAUGAAAUGAAGGGUGCAUUUACUGAUAAUGAGAAGCUAUAUGCUCAGCACGUACAGAAUAAAAUCCUGCCUGAUCACACUUAUUCAGUAGUGUCUGGUGGUGACCCCAUGCAUAUACCAGAGCUUACAUGGGAAGAACUGAAACACUUUCAUGCUACACAUUACCAUCCCAGCAAUGCAAGGUUCUUCACCUAUGGUGAUCUACCAUUGGAACAACAUUUAAAACAAAUCCAGGAAGAGGCACUUUGUAAAUUCAAUCGAAUUGAAACUGACACUGCAGUUCCGAUACAGCAACGUUGGAGCAAGCCGAGAGAGUGUCAUGUGACUUGUGGUCCUGAUUCAAUGGCUCCUGAUCCUACCAAACAAACCAUGUUCAGUGUCAGCUUCUUAUUGGGAGAUAUCACAGAUAGCUUUGAAGGAUUCACACUCAGUCUUCUGUCAUCCUUGCUGGUAUCUGGACCCAAUUCUCCUUUUUACAAGGCCUUGAUUGAGUUUCAGAUUGGUACUGACUUUGCCCCUGUUGUCGGGUAUGAUGGCAGUACUCGAGAGGCUUGCUUCAGUGUGGGACUACAAGGGAUUGCAGAACAAGAUAUUCAAACGGUGAAACAAAUCAUUGUCAAAAUAAUUGAUGAAACAAUCAAGAAUGGCUUUGAGGAAGAGAGAAUAGAAGCACUUCUGCAUAAGAUUGAGAUCCAGCAGAAGCACCAGUCUACUAAUUUUGGCCUUGCGUUGGCAUCGUUUAUUUCAACAACCUGGAACCAUGAUGGUGAUCCUGUGGAGGUUCUGCAGAUUAAUGAAAAAGUGACUUGGUUUAGAAAAUGUCUAAAAGAAAAUCCACAUUUUCUACAAGAAAAAGUCAAGCAGUAUUUUAAGGAGAACCAGCACCAGUUGGCGUUGUCUAUGAGUCCAGAUGAAGCUUACUUUGCAAAUCAGGCUAAAAUUGAGAAAGAAAAGUUACAACAGAAGACCAGUUCUCUUUCUGAGGAAGAAAAAUUAAACAUUGUCAAAAAAGGGCUGGAGCUGAUGACUGCUCAGAGGACACUAGAGGAUGUAUCGUGUCUCCCAGCACUAAAGGUUUCUGAUAUUCAGCCCAUGUUCACAUUUACGCCUGUGGAAAUGGAAUAUGUAGCUGGUGAGGUUCCCGUUCAGUAUUGUGCCCAACCUACAAAUGGAGUUGUUUAUUUCAGGGCUUUUACAAACCUUAACACAUUGCCUGAGGAUCUGAAACUUUACGUGCCACUUUUCUGCAAUGUGAUCACAAGGAUGGGAUGUGGAGUCCUUGAUUACAGACAGCAGGCUCAAAGGAUUGAGCUGAAGACUGGAGGCAUGUCUGCCUCGCCUCAGGUCCUCCAAGACAAUACUAAUCUUGAUAUGUAUGAACAGGGCGUGAUGUUUACAUCUCUGUGUUUGGACAGAAAUCUGUCUGAUAUGAUGCAGCUGUGGGCAGACAUUUUUAACAAUAACCAGUUUGCAUUUUGUAGCCCACGCUUUGAUGAUGAGGAGUAUUUACGAGUCUUGGUUACAAUGGCUGCUCAGGAACUAUCAAAUGGAAUUCCAGAUUCUGGACACUUGUAUGCAUCUGUUCAAGCCAGCAAAACCCUAACUCCAGCAGGAAACUUAGCAGAAAUGUUUGAUGGAAUAAGUCAGGUGAAACAUUUGAAAAGAAUCGCAGAAAUGCCUGAUAUUGUGAAAGUUCUCCGUAAACUGCCUCGAAUUAAGAUGCAUUUAUUGAGCAGCGAUAACAUGAGAUGUGCAGUGAAUGCCACUCCGCUGUUAAUUCCAGAAGUGGCAAAGGAAGUUGAAAAGUUUAUAAGAACGGUUCCUGGACUUGCGACAAAGAAAAAGGACAAGAAGCUCCUCAGGUCAAACAUUAGAGAGAGGCCACUCAAUCCCGAAGAAACUGGAGAUGAGCCAGGCUCAAAGGCAAUCAAGAACUUAGUUUUUGAUCCAAGCUUCAAAGCUUGUCAGAUGAAAACCCAUUUCCAAUUUCCCUUCCCCGUGAAUUAUGUGAGUGAGUGCAUUCGCACAGUUCCCUACGUAAAUCAGGAUUUUGCCAGUCUUCAUGUUCUUGCACGGUUACUGACGGCAAAAUUCCUGCACCGGGAAAUUCGAGAGAAGGGCGGUGCUUAUGGAGGGGGUGCUACACUGAACUACAGUGGGGUAUUUUCAUUCUAUUCUUACAGGGAUCCGAAUUCUUUGGAGACAUUGGUUGCAUUCAAAAAGAGUGUUGAUUGGGCUAAAGCUGGAAAGUUCACACAAGACGAUAUAGAUGAAGCCAAACUAUCAGUAUUUUCAAGUGUGGAUGUUCCUAUAGCCCCAUCCGACAAAGGCUUGAAUCGUUUUAUGUUUAGCAUUUCAGAUGAAAUGAAGCAGAUACAUCGGGAGCAGCUGUUUGCUGUUACUAGUAAUAACUUGAUAGAAGUAGCUAACAAGUAUUUGACAACUGGACAAAGAACUUGUGGAGUUGCAAUUUUAGGACCAGAGAAUGAAUAUAUUGCUCGAGAUCCAUCGUGGGUACAAAGAUAACUAAGAUAAAUGAAAAAUAAGACUAAGGACAAAAAGAUUUAUUCUCCGGAGGAACUACAGGACAGCAAUCAAAAGAAAAUUAUUUGUAGUCAAUUACCAGAACAUUAACAUUGAAAACCUGAAAGAGACUAGUUUAUAAUAAUAUCUUAGUGACUGUUGUCUUAAUAGUUGCUCAACUCUACUCAUGACCUGAACUGAUAAAAGAAAAUCGUUACUAACACUGGUUUCUUGGAUUGGAAGAAAACAUGUAUCAAGCUAGUACUUUAGCUAGUAUCAAUACAUGCUACUUGUGAACUGGUCAAAGCCAAUCAUGUUGAAUAGGAUAAAUCUACAAAUAUUAAGUGAAAAAUUGCUAAUUCUGUACCUGAUCUUUCAAUAAUAUGAAAUGUAGAAAACCCACAAAGGCUUGUUUCUAUUUACUUAGAAUCUUACAUUAAGGAAUUAAUAAAAACAAUGUUCUAGGUUAUGUUUGCAUUGGAUGAUUGACCAGAUUUAUAUUGUAGAAAAGUUUCUGUAUACUUAUUUUUACUGACUAUUAAAACAUGUGUCACUUGUAUGAGUAUACAAAUUAAAUCACAUCCCAUUCCUGUAUGCAGUAACAAUUUGUCAUAGUAGUGGCCCCAAUGUUGCCACAAAAUUUGGAACUUUCCAAGUUUGUACAGAACUCAACUUCUAUAGAAUAUCCAAAUUAUCAAGAAUUUAGACUGUUUUAUUUUAUUUGUGCCUCUAUACUAUUAUAACCUGGAAAUGUGCACCUCAUUGCACAGCUGUUUUGCACAGUCGCCAAUCAUGCAAAGCAUUGUUUUUUUGAUGCAUAUUUAGUUUAUAGCAAGGAUUUUACUACAAUGUUUUAGCCAAUGUCAACUAAUACUGACAAAGUUAUUCUUGGUUGGGAUGAACUAAUAAAAGUUAACGUUGGUUCCAAAUAUUCAAUGAGUUGUAUAGAAUAUUUUAUUCCAUGGUCAGAAGGGAGAUGAAGAGAAAGUUUUUACACAGAGUGAUUAUGGUCUGGGAUGCACUGCCUGAAAGGGAGUGGCAAAGAAUUCAAUAACAACUUUCAAAUGGGAAUUAGAUAGGUAUUUGAAAAGGAAAAACUCGCUGGAGUUGUAAACAAAUGUCGUCAUUGUGCAGUGUAUAUCGUCUGUACCCCUAUUUCAUGACUCCCAAGAGGUUACAUUUUAUGAGGACUUUGUUUUCUAUGUAAUCUCUUAUAUUCAGUGAUGGGCAUGUUCUAAGGAUGAUCGGCCUGGAAUAUGUUCAACAGGAGAUAAAGUAUUGCCUUGUAAAUGUGAUAAUUUAAGACAUUUAAGCCAGCCACCCAGGCAUUUCAUGUUUUUAAUUAAUUAAAGGAUUACGAAGCUUCCCCA